GAGUCUGCUCUUUGGUCGGGGGGUUCGCGAGUGCCGUUUAGUUCUCUCCUAGACGCACAGUGGAUCGCACCACUCACUAACUAAAUUCAAAAUUUCACUUUAGUCAUCUCCCAGACCCAGUGUCAUUAAUAAAUUGACUACAAAUGGACAGAACGAGAGUGGGAUACGCCUCGGCAUUGGCUGUUGGCAUCGGCACAGCCGUCUUCAUCGCCUGGUGGUGGUUGUCCCGAAAUAAGAAGGAACGGCCACCCACGAAUUGGCGAAAAGUCGGGGAACUCAGUGACAUGUUUGUCUUUCCGGUUAAAUCACUCGGUGCUGUCAAGGAAAAUGCGAUGGAGUGCACGCAGUUGGGGUUGAAGUCGGGAUGGCUGAGGGACAGAAUUCUCAUGGUCAUUGAUCUGGACGGGAGGUUCGUGACUGGAAGGCAAAUGCCAAAUAUGGUUCAGAUUACGCCGAGUGUUGCCGGUUCCGUGCUGACCCUACGGGCCCCAGGUAUGAUGACAAUCAGUGUUGAUCUGUCGAAUGUUGGGAAAAGCUUCCGAGCAGCUGUCUGGGGUCAACCGGUACCAGCAUGCGACUGCGGCGAGGAGAUAGCUCGAUGGCUGUCCCGGUUUCUUCUUCAGGAGGACACUGGCCUCAGACUCGUCUAUUACCCACUUGAUGGACCGUAUCGGGACAUUCGAAUGUGCCAUCAAGGAUUCCCGUUGCUAGAAAUUGCGGACGUUGGAGCGUAUCCGGAUGCCACUAGCUAUACUAUGAUGAAUGAGGCUUCGAUAGUGGAUUUAAAUACGAGAAUUGAGGAUUCGGUGACACCUCAACAGUUUCGCCCCAAUUUUGUUGUGAAGGGGGCUGAGCCUCUUGAGGAGGACACCUGGGACUGGGUGAAAAUUGGAUCGGUGAUUUUUAGAAAUGUCAAGCCCUGCACGAGGUGCAUCUUCACGACUAUCGAUCCGGAUACUGGGGCUAAGCAUCCGAAAACCGAGCCUCUGAAGACUUUGAGAAAAUAUCGGCAAGUACAGGACCCCGCCAUCCGGAAGUUUACCAAAGACAAUCCAGUUAUGGGAAUCCACUUGGGCCUGAAGGGGCCCAACGGAGUAGUCAGACUCGGCGAUCCCGUUUAUGUCAGUGUCUGCCAGGAGCCGAAAAAUCCCCUGAAAUCGCCUACAUAGCUGAGGAGAUGGGACUCGUGCGAUUGCAUUGGUCCCCCGUUUUCAGUAACCAAUGAGAACGAAUCUGACACUUAAAUUGUGAAUACCAGAGCCAAAUUUUCUACCAUUUUACAAGCGCGAAAUUUUUUUAGAAUUUCAAAUUUUUCAGUGUGACCUGUAUUUGUAUUUUCAUAUUUUUAUAAGGCCUAGUGUAUAUCCUCAGUCGGUACAGGCGGAAAAUAUACGACUUAUUUUCAAGAGAA
Diachasmimorpha longicaudata is the source of this 1411-nucleotide messenger RNA. Its product is annotated as mitochondrial amidoxime reducing component 2-like. Gene Ontology annotation, molecular function: catalytic activity; molybdenum ion binding; pyridoxal phosphate binding. The transcript is spliced from 5 exons. Bases 144 to 1169 code for a protein of 341 amino acids. The record is from RefSeq and is a predicted model, not a curated record. NCBI's taxonomy places the organism in Eukaryota, Metazoa, Arthropoda, Insecta, Hymenoptera, Braconidae.